Molecule: messenger RNA, 1335 nt
Organism: Striga hermonthica
Lineage: Eukaryota; Viridiplantae; Streptophyta; Magnoliopsida; Lamiales; Orobanchaceae
Source: the annotation of a GenBank genome assembly
AUGAGCAGGACAACGGCGGCGCGUACGAGGACUCGCGUGGGCAAGUAUGAGCUGGGUCGGACCCUGGGUGAGGGCACCUUCGCCAAGGUUAAGUUUGCGACUAAUACUCAGACCGGUGACCAUGUCGCCGUUAAAAUCAUUGAUCGUGAUCGAGUCCUCCGUCACAAGAUGGUUGAGCAGAUCAAACGGGAGAUAUCGACGAUGAAGAUGAUCAAACAUCCGAAUGUCUUAAGUUUAUUUGAGGUAGUAAUGGCGAGUAAAACCAAGAUCUACAUUGUUCUCGAAUACGUCGAUGGAGGCGAACUCUUUGACAAAAUUGCUAAAUAUGGGAAACUUAAAGAAGAUGCUGCUCGGAGAUACUUCCAACAGCUCAUCAAUGCUGUUGAUUACUGCCACAGUAGAGGCGUAUACCACCGAGACUUGAAGCCAGAGAAUCUGUUGCUGGACUCUUAUGGUGUCCUUAAAGUUUCAGAUUUUGGAUUGAGUGCAUUCUCGAAGCAAGUCCGGGAUGAUGGUCUUCUUCACACUGCUUGCGGCACACCGAACUACGUAGCUCCGGAGGUUCUCACGGACAAAGGUUAUGAUGGUACAGCAUCAGAUGUGUGGUCUUGUGGCGUUAUUCUUUUUGUUCUAAUGGCUGGCUACUUGCCUUUUGAUGAACCCAACCUAAUGGCUUUGUAUAGAAGGAUUCAAAAGGCGGAUUUCUCAUUUCCUUUAUGGUUCUCAUCCAGUGCGAAAAAGCUGAUUAAGCGUAUUCUGGAUCCAAAUCCUCUUACUAGAAUUACAAUUCCUGAAAUUCUGGAAAAUGAUUGGUUCAAGAAAGAUUACAAACCACCUCAGUUUGAGCAGGAAGAGGGUGUUAAUCUUGAAGAUGUUGAUGCUGUCUUCAAUGACUCUGACGAACAUCUUGUAACAGAAAGGAAAGAGAAACCAGUGUCCAUGAAUGCCUUUGAGCUUAUUUCUAGGUCUCAGGGUUUUAGCCUUGAAAAUCUGUUCGACAAACAGAUGGGUCCUGUAAAGAAGGAAACAUCCUUUACAUCCAAGUGCCCUGCGAAUGAGAUCAUGUCGAAAAUCGAGGAGGCUGCUAAACCUAUGGGUUUUAAUGUCCACAAAAGAAAUUAUAAGAUGAAGUUACAAGGAGAUAAGACAGGGAGAAAAGGUCAACUUGCUGUAGCCACAGAGGUUUUUGAGGUGGCUCCUUCACUGCACAUGGUGGAGCUACGUAAAACUGGUGGUGACACCUUGGAAUUUCAUAAGUUCUAUAAGACCUUCGCAUCAGGACUUAAAGAUGUCGUCUGGACUACAGAGUCGAAUGAAGACAAGACAAAAUCUUGA